Messenger RNA from Fraxinus pennsylvanica, 300 nucleotides. NCBI's taxonomy places the organism in Eukaryota, Viridiplantae, Streptophyta, Magnoliopsida, Lamiales, Oleaceae. The record is from the annotation of a GenBank genome assembly.
AUGGAGAAAUCAUGCUCUUUGCUGGUACACUUUAACAAGGGCACACUGGCACUUGCCAAUGAGAUCAAGAAGGCAUUUGAAGGGAACGAUGUUCCUGCUAAAAUUGAUGCCAUGAAAAACGCAAUUAUGCUUUUGCUGAAUGAAGAAGCGGAGGUUACUGGCUCUACAAAGAAAUCCCAGCAGGCAAACUCCAUUAUUGUUUCAUCUAAAAGGCCAGCUAUCCUUGCUAAUGGGACGUAUGCAACUCAAAGUGCUGCCUCUGAAACUACUUUCUCCCCUCAUACUAUAGUUCAGGGAUAG